Messenger RNA from Dermacentor silvarum, 1350 nucleotides. RefSeq lists its product as uncharacterized. The transcript has 3 exons. Bases 443 to 856 code for a protein of 137 amino acids. The record is from RefSeq and is a predicted model, not a curated record. NCBI's taxonomy places the organism in Eukaryota, Metazoa, Arthropoda, Arachnida, Ixodida, Ixodidae.
CACGUGAUGACGAACGGCAUAUGCCAGCCCGUGGACUGCCUAGACGACUCGGAAUGCACCGACGAGAGCACGCGCUGCAUCGGUCGUCACUGCCGCUGCGCCAGUGACUUUGACCUCGUCGAGAACAAGUGUCGCAAGAGCAAGGUCGGCGAGUGCAACCUCGACGUGCCCUGUCCGCGCAACCACUCCACCUGCCUGCACUGAGGAAGGCGAGUGCAUCUGUUCGCCGGGUUACCGCGCCGUGUUCGCGCACUCGUCGGCCGAGCGCACGUGCCUUCGGGUCUCGUGCGCGCUGGACGCCGACUGCAAGGCGGCAUCGGCGGGCGCCCGUUGCCAGCAGGGUCUCUGCGUGUGUCCCGACGACCGGCCGGCCGAGAGCGGGUUCUGCCUGCUGCCGCACGACUCCAAAACUGUGGCGCAGGGUCUGUGGGGCGUGACCAAAAUGAUCACGUACUGCGUCGGCCUGGUCAUCGGCGUCGUGGCGUUCGCGGCCGUGUCGGUGACCCUGCUGCGGGCCAAGGCGUCAGCGGGUUACGCGCCGAGCCCCGGCGAUUACGACGACGAGGGCAAACAGCUGGGCGACGAAGGUGCCAUCAUGGCCGAGGCGGUGCUGAUGAGAAACCGUCGAGGACACUACCUCGAGGCAACUCAGGGGUUCGAGGUGGAGGAAUCGGACCUGGGCUGCGACCUUCCGGAGGGCUCGGACGAUGAAGAGCAACGCAUGGAUCGCAUGUUUGUGCGAUCCCUGUUCCCCAAGUUGUCUGACGGACUGUUCCUAGCCUCGCACGCAGGAAGCCGAACGUCGUUUGCGGGAACGGCUGGAGACAGGUCGCCGGGGACGACUGUUCAUAUUUAGAUCUUUCAUGGUGUCUUUACUUUUUCCCCCUUUUAUAGUACGUUUAUUGCAGUGGGUAGUGCCUAAUAUUUAUUGUGCAUGACAUUUUAUGCUAUGUAUCGAACUUCAAUUUCGCUUUCUAUAGUAUAUUGCUUCGGAGACGACAUCCACGCGUACACUUCGAGCAACAUAAUUUUCGUAUUGAUUAGAAACUGCGUUAAAGGGGUCUGAAUCUGCACGCUUGUCUUGGGCUGAUUCCGUUUUCAUAUGAAAACAGCACGGAGCGGCAGCGUGCUAUAGGGACCAAGUUUUGCUCCGCAUCACUUGUUUUACUUGUAAAUCGUAAUUUGCAGUGAGUAUCCAGUCUACCACAUGUACUGCUACCUCGCAAACUUAUGAACGUAAUCUUACAGGCCACAUUGUUGUCUCCAGUCUGACUUAGUCUUAUGCCUCGAGCGGUGUUACCCUUUCUUUAUGCGACAGAGACGCCAUCAGAUCAUAGUCCACCAUGAAGU